UUUCCUGCCUUCGUUAGUAGCAAAGAGUAUGUAGGCGUGGCAAGAUAAGUACAUGUUGCGUCUUCCCCCUCUGGGGCCAAAGAAGCCCCAACAACAGAUGUUUUAAAGGGGCCGUGGUGCCUUUAUUAUGGCUUUGUCAUCUGAAAUGACGAGUCAUGUGACAGUGAAAUACUAGAGUCUGUUGUCUCUGCGUGUUUUCUCACUCUCUGCCCUGAGUCUUGACACUGGAGCCUGUCCCUGGCGAGGCAGUGAUCCAGGAUGCAGUCUUUCAUAAUUCUUCUAGGACUACUGGCUUUUGUCUCCAGCAAACCAUGCGAUACCGAGGGAUCCGGCAACAGUGAGCUGCUCCUCUCCCUCAAUAAGGAUCUCCUUCGCUCUCUAGAGCAGCAGGAAGGACUCCCCAAUCCCAGUGUGCACUUGGCAUUACGGCUUUCUGAUUCCCACAGCCUGAGCAUGGAAAAUGAUCACCUGACUAAACUGAAAACUGAUUUGCACAGUGACAUUGAAAGCUCUCUGUCUCAUGGCAAGUCUGUGGUUGGCAUCCUGGCACUGUACACUCUGGCUCUGAAGGCCUCCUGCCUCGACCUGAACACAGUCACUUUCACCGUCAGUGAGAAGAGCGAGACGCUGCUGACUCACCUCAAGAAGCAGAUGGAGCAGGAGAAGGAACACAUUGCCUACAGUCACCGUCCUUUGACCAAUUAUUACCAGUACUCCCUGGGUGUGCUGGCUCUCUGUGCGAGCGGCGUGAGAGUCAACAACCACGUCAGCAACAAACUCAUCAAGGCUGUAGAGCAUGGCCACCUCAAACAUGGAGAAACUGAGUCUGUUGACACCUAUGCCAUGGCUGGGAUGGCGCUUCAGUGUGUGAAGGACUCUGGCUCCCAUGUGCACAACGCCGCUGAACUGGACACAGCUCUGACUAAGAUCAAGCUGAAGCUCCUGGCCUCCCAACGGACCGACGGCCACAUAGGCAAUGAGUUCAGCACAGGACUAGCAGUCCAGGCCUUAUUGGCGAUGGGCAGCCAGAUUGAGGAGUGUGCUGCAUCCAUGGAGGCCAUGAGGACGGACGCCAGGAGGAACACGUAUCACAACGCCAUGGCCAUAUCUCAGACACUGCCAGCUCUCCAGCAGAAAUCCUACCUGCAUGUCAAGACCAAGGCGUGCCUCGCUGAGGAUGACACUCUGGUCCUGGAGCCCACGGAGCCCACGCUGGUGUUGCAAAGCCAGACCAAAGUGGCUCUGACAGUGGAGGUGGUGACAUCCAACGGGGUGACAGCUUCUUAUUCAGUGGACGUGCCAAAGGGAAGCUCCCUGCUGGAAGCCCUGGAGCUUCUGCAAGGGAAGAAUGUCGGCUUCACGUUCGAGAAGGAGUCCAGCCUGUGGGGGCCCUUCCUUAGCGUGGUGAUUGGAGAGCAGGCCAGACAGAGUGACCGCAGAUACUGGCACCUCUCUGCAGAUGGCACUUCUCUCAGUCAGGGUAUCAGAGAUUUUAAGAUUGAGAGGGCUCACACGAUCACCAUCAAAAACACCAGCUACUGAGAGCAACAUCUCCGUUCAUACAACAGUGAUUGAUGUGGAGGCUGUGGAUCAAAGGCAGUUCAACUCUUUUCUGCCCUUUGCUGUUUUUACCCAUGAAUAAUGUUUUAGUUUUGGUGUUGAUCUGUCAGCAUAAUCUGAGAAGUAGCAUUUUCACUGAUUUCUGAGAUUUUCUGCAUUUUGUGAAGAGUUGAAGCACUAAUUUAGUAUUUUAUAGAGUGUCUUGUGGAUAUUCUAACUUGAGUGCAUGAACUGUAAAUGUGCUGUAUACCACAGCAGUUGUAGUGCUUUUAUCUCAAUGGAUUUUUGAAUGAAUGCCAAAUGUCUUGUGAAAUUUUAUACUACCAAAUGUGUGAUUGUGUGUUUUUUAAACACAUGGAAAUAAAUGUUGUGAUAGCUUUUUAAAUAUA
Messenger RNA from Myripristis murdjan (pinecone soldierfish), 1949 nucleotides. RefSeq names its product transcobalamin II (gene tcn2). Gene Ontology annotation, biological process: cobalamin transport. The coding region runs from base 259 to 1542 and encodes 427 amino acids. The transcript has 10 exons. The record is from RefSeq and is a predicted model, not a curated record. Gene Ontology annotation, molecular function: cobalamin binding. NCBI's taxonomy places the organism in Eukaryota, Metazoa, Chordata, Actinopteri, Holocentriformes, Holocentridae.